CGCAAUUUUUGAGUGAGUCAAUACAUACGUUCAAUACUCCAUAAUGGUUAAGUUUACGAAAUGUUAAUACGAAAUCCGAUGUAGGACAAAUCUUCACCUCGGAGAAAUUUGAAUUAAAGAAAUGGCAAAAACAGAAGCUUCGAGUGAGGAGAAGAGUGUCGUCGUUUCUCUAGUUAAUUACAGAGAAGUUGCUGAAGCAACUCAUAGAGUGGCGCAAAAUGAAAAUAUGUUUAAGGAACUUGUAAACGUGGAGAAAUGUAAUCAGUAUGCGACGAGACUGAAGAACUGUACACAAGUUCACGUUGGGCCAAAAAUUGAAAUUCAUUCCGCAGAAUCGAAAGCAAGUUCCUUAAAGAAAGAUGAAGAAAGAGACGAAAUAUUCGACAUUUGCUGCCAGAAGAUGAAGGACAAAUAUGUGACUUGUUUUUCUUACAUGCGAUCUUUCUUAUGGGAAGGUAAAAGGAACGAUUUUCCACUAAAAAAUUAUUUCGUAGAAUUGAUUGUACAAAAGGCAGAUUUAUUUGGAAAGAAAAGAAAACAGAGAAUACGUCUGAAUGAUAUAUUCGCAAUACAACAAGAUGGACAUCAAACUAUUUUAGUUACAGGAGAUCCCGGUUAUGGCAAAUCCACUCUCUGCAAGAAAAUUGCGUACGAUUGGGCAUCUACGAAUUACCUACAACAUUUUCAGUUAACUUUUAUUGUAAUUCUACGAGAAUUAGGCGAUAAAAGUGUAAAAGAUGCAAUACUCGAUGACAUGCGUGAAUACUCCCCAAUGGAUAAAGAUUGGAAACUACAAGACAGGCAGCGGAAUGUUUUGGUCAUUUUGGAUGGUUUCGACGAAAUUGUAGAUAAAUCUAAAAUUACAAAAUUUAUAAGAGAAGAAUCUUACGAUAUUUCUCGUCGAAUGACGAUUGUGGUUACGAGUCGACCUCAAGCAGCGGAAGAAAUCAGAGAAGACAUGAAGAUGAGGUUUUCGAUAGAAGGGUUUUCUCCUCAAAAUCAAGAAAAAUACAUUCGAAUAAUAUUUAAAGAACACAAAAGUAAAGCCGACGAACUCUGUUCUGCACUGAAUGAAAACGACUUUUACAGAGAAAUAUCAGAAUGUCCUCUGAUGCUGCAUAUGUUGUGUUGCCUUCAUGAGAAUGCAGAAAUUGUAAAGCUCGAAACAAUGGCUGAUUUAUACAUCAAAAUAUUUACUCUUAUAUCUGAACGUUACGUGAGAAAAACUAAUCAGGAAGGCAAGUUUAAAAGGGGAAAAUACUUCGUGGGAGAAAAUUUGUUACUAGCAUUGGUAAACAAAUCGUCAAUUUCUAUCACAUCAGAAGAUUUAAAGGCUUUAUUUCCGAAUGAAGUUGAACGUAAUUUCAUCAUUGGACUGGACAUUCUUACUCUCGAUUGCUUUUCUAAAUGCGAUAAUACCAUUGCAUACAGUUUUGUACAUCGCACAUUUGGCGAAUUUCUUUUCUCUUUAUCAGUAUAUAUCGGUUAUUCAACUCGAUAUCCUAGGUAUGGUAUGGAAUUAUUAUUUUUACUUGGAUUAUAUAAAGAAGAUUUUUUACCCAAACCGAUGUUAAAAGCUGUGGAGGAUCAUAUGCACACGCCUGAAUUUAUGCUUCGCGCUUACAAAGAAAUCAAACUGAAAAGAAAUUGGGAACAAUUUUGUUCUCGUGCAAAAUUUAUAUUUGCUUCAUGCACAGAUAUUCCUUUGUAUCAAGGUCUAUUGAAGUUGUAUGAAUUCAAAGAGUUAUAUGUAUAUUUUUACCAGAUUCGUUACUUUUACGAAAAUCGGGUAAGUUACGUGAAUGACUUUUUGAAUGACUGGAGUGUAACGAAAAAUUGUAAGAUUUAUCUUAUUCUCUCUCUUUAUGAAAACUUUUCGAAUAAUUUAUACGAUAUAAGAGAACCUGUUUCUCGCAUUAUCGAUUUCGUUCGAGCAUUGAACGGAAUCAAUGAAAACAUUUAUUUUAUCGGUGUAAGUGAUUAUCAUACUGAUUUUAUACAUAGAUUCACCAAUGUAAAUCACUAUUUAAAUUUUUCUAAAAUCCGGGAAUCAUUAAAUAUAAGUCAAGACGAGGAAUUGAUUGGAUUGCAAUGUUUGAAAAGCGUAAGAAAAUCCAUCAUAUGUAUUUUAUCAUUUUGGCAAUACGAAAGUUUACGUAAUCGCAUCAAAUUUAAUCAAAUUAGUAAACUGAAUUUAGAUUGUGUUAUGAUGUAGACGAACUUCAAAAUAUAAAGUAUUCAAACGAAAAAAUCGUCUAAAUUCUACUGAUAAUAUUAAAUCAAUGCAUCAGUGACGAAACUCCAACUAAUGAAAUAUAUAAACUAAAUUUUAUUUAUUGUGCAAACUGGAUACAUUCUUUCAUGCCAAGAGCGAUACCAUCUCCCCCCAAAAAAUCACUUUUGUUGGAAAAGAUAAAAGAGUUUCCUAAUGCAUGAUAAUUAUAUCGAUAAAACUAUAUUUGACUCUAAAACCAAUACCGAAUAUCAACAUUUCAGCAUGUAUGCAGUUAUCGUGUUAUUUUUCGAAUAAUUUUGUCAAAAGUUGGCACCAGUUAACUGUACAACACUUCAAGGUUAAAAUACAGUUUCCUUAUUGCGUAAAAUUACUUUCUUUAAUGGCUGGGUGUGAUUUGCCUACAGUUACUACAGUUAGGGCGAAAUGCCCAAUUGCUGCUUUUAUAGGAAGGUAAUGAUUAAUACAAGUAUACCUUUCUAGUCAUUAUAUUUUCGGGGGCAACGUUAUCGGUUAUCGAGUAAUUACUAUUAUUUAAAACACUUCGGAUUGUUUAAUCGAAAUAAUUUUAAUAUUAUAAAGUGAGGUCACUGAAGAUAGUGACGACGUCGAUGCAUUCACGUGAUACUAUAGUGGAGUGACACAUUGUUUUCAUAUGCCAUGUUGAUCAAUUGUAUGAGAUGUUAAAAUAAAACUGGGAUGUGACAUAAAACUUCACGAAUUCACUUCAGAAAAGACUUACUGAAUAUUCUGAGAUCCCUCUGGAAACUCUUCGACAACGUCCAGGACUCUCUCUACACCCUUCUGUAUGAUGCCACCUUGAGCACAACUUUCAAGGAAGAUACGAGGCCUUGAUUCGAUGUAGUGUCAAUUGCGGAAAACGCUGUUUGAUUAAGAAAGAAUGCUUUAUAUGAAUUUUAUGUGAGCUGAAAUAACAAAAUAAUAUAUUUGUAUAACAUGUAUUAAUAUGUAAUUUCUGCAUUAUUCUCAGAUGUACUAAAACACAAAUAACAUAUUAUAUUGCAGGUAUUCUUAAUAAGUUAUAUAUGAACUAGUAGCUCGGGACGCCCUCUAGUGGGCAUUAUUUACAAAUUUCCAUG
This is a messenger RNA of Centruroides sculpturatus (bark scorpion), 3333 nucleotides long. RefSeq lists its product as uncharacterized. Bases 122 to 2215 code for a protein of 697 amino acids. Lineage: Eukaryota; Metazoa; Arthropoda; Arachnida; Scorpiones; Buthidae. The record is from RefSeq and is a predicted model, not a curated record. The transcript is spliced from 6 exons.